AUGGCUCAGUCUCUCAACCCCAACCUCACUACUCACGCGUCUAAACCCACCCCUUUGGCUCAAAAGCGAGCACAGAGCGUUCCUAGCACUGCUCACGUCGAAGAAUACCGCGACGCCGUCUGUCUAGAUCUCAAUGAGUCCGUCACCGUGGUGGCGGCGGACGACUUCCGCAGACAACUCCUUCCCGAACUUCGACCAGAGAUCGACAUCGACGCGGUCCUGCGGCGGUUGAACGAUGACGGGACGAUUCAGUCAGGCCGGUGGGCCCUCUUUCCAUCCGAUCCCAACGACAUGAUGACGCCACCACCUAAACCCACACCCGUGCACGAAGACAAUGUAUUCAAGAAGUUCGCGGAGCUGGCCAAAGCUGUCGAAAAUGCAUGUCUCCACGUCUCGACAAUCACAGAUACGAAAAGGCUUUGCGAGUUCAAGUGUAAUCCCUCACGGGUACCAAUGUGUCUGUCCCGUCAUAACACUUCACGUCCCGAUAGCUAUGCUAUUCUGUCUUCUGCGAAGGCGGUGAACGAUCCAACUGAGAAGGCGCAGUGGGCGGAGGUUGCUGUUCCAGGAGAGUUCAAGAAGAGUGAUAGUCCCGACGCUAGAUGGGAUAAUCGGAGGAAGAUACUAUGGUCGAUGUACCACAUUCUGCGGGACGAUGUGAGAAGGAGAUUCGUGUUCGGAUAUACAAUUGAGAAUCGGAUGAUGCGCUGGUGGUACUGCAGUCGCACUGAGGUCUUCGUGUCGACUCCAUUCGAUUUCAUCCAGGAUCACAGAUCCGUAGUUGAGUUCCUGCUCUGCGUCGCGUUCGCGGAAGAGCACCAGCUCGGUUGGGAUCCGACAAUCAAGAGGCUUCCACCGACGCCUAUCCACCCGUUGCCACGAUACGAGAUCAUCGUCCGGGAUACCUUGCGGGAUGAGGUAGUUGAGAGGACUUACCGGACGAAGGACCUGAUUUGGAACUACGGGGCCGACGCUUUCCGAGGCCGGGGUACAAGAGUGUGGUCUGUCGUGGAGGUGGAUGCGGAUGGUAACGAAGGCACGGACCUGUACAUCCUCAAGGAUUCAUGGGCGGAUGUCGACCGCGAACGGGAAGGUCGCAUCAACCAGCUGAUACACUCUCGCGUUAUCGAACAAGGCGAAGAACUUGCUCCAGAAGUAUACGAUAGAUUCUUCAUGCAGGUUCACGCGUUCGGCGACGUGUACAUUGGCUCGCGCGUUGAUAGGACGGACAGCUUCAAGGUCGAUAGAUCUGGCGAGGAGCUUCCCAGUCGAGGCACGCUCACGGUCCUGGUACGGACCGACGACGAAGGCAAUCCUCAAGACGUCAAACUUCCUCGCCGCGGCGUUCCGGUUGUCACCCGUUCGAUCAGACCGCGAGAGCCGGUGCUACAUUACUCUCACAAGGUGCAUCAUCGCACUGUUUUCAAAGACGCAGGAAAGGAUCUCUUGGAGGUGGAUACACUUGUCGACGUCUAUUGCCGGAUCGAGGAGGUUCUACUCGGGCUGGAUAUCUUGCACUCAGCGAACUGGGUCCACCGCGACAUCAGUUACGGCAACAUAUUGGUCGUCAAAGGGAAAGCCAAGAUCACUGAUCUCGAAUAUGCGAAGGAAACGUCCGACCUCGGUGCGCAUCAUGGUGUCCGGACGGGAACGCCAUACUUCAUGUCAGAAGAGGUCCGCGCAUCUCGUUAC
Molecule: messenger RNA, 1692 nt
Organism: Phanerochaete carnosa HHB-10118-sp
Lineage: Eukaryota; Fungi; Basidiomycota; Agaricomycetes; Polyporales; Phanerochaetaceae
Exons: 5
Biological process (GO): protein phosphorylation
Molecular function (GO): protein kinase activity; ATP binding
Source: RefSeq, a predicted model, not a curated record